AUGGAAUUCCCUUAUCCAUCAGCAUAUUCAACGCCGACGACACUGAGUAAUUCUCAAGGUAACAGUAUCCAUAAUAAUAAUAAUAACACUACUGCCGUCUCCACAACAUCAACACCUCCAAUAACCUUGACAACUUCGACUAUCAUAAUCAAGCCAGAUGCCAGUGAACACUACAAAACAACAAUUAAUUCUUUAGACAAUAAUAAACCUCCAGAAAAUUGUAGAUUUCAACAAAAUCAUGACAAUUAUUUAAAAUCUGAAAAUCCCAUCAAUUUCAAUGAAACCGCCUUUACAAACUGCCUAAUCCCUAAUGAAACUGAUGACAUCAAACCCCUAGACAGUCUAGAAAUUAGUCCACAACUUUAUCUCAGUGAAUCUUCAUCAAGUCUUGAACCAGCCUGUAAUCUAAUGAAUGAUUCAUCUGUCUACUACGGCGAACAGACAACAUCCAGUACAGACUGGUUAUCACAAUUAUUUCAAACAAGCGUAGAAUCAACAAGUUAUGAAACAACCUUAUCAAAAACUUGCAUAAGUCCAUCUUGGAAAAAUCAUGAAUACGUGCAUUAUUCCUAUACAAAUUCUACACCAGAUUUAAAUAUUCCGCGUCAUUAUGAACAGCAACAACAACAACAAGAACCAAUGACCUUGGAGGCUGUUCAAGGUGUUCAAUUCCCUGAUGUAACAAAUUAUGAAGCUUUGGAGAAAUCAACACCAUCCACUUGUUUCUAUGGGAAUAUUAGUCAAAAUUCGGAAUGCUUUGAAACAAUUAGAAUGAAAGAAAAUAUUGAUGUUUUGCCAAAUAUCAGCUCAGAUAACAACAAUGUUCAGCCACUAGUGAAUAUGGAAGAGUACACACCAAUUCUACCGAUGUACAAUAUUACUAAUAAUCUAGAAUUAAGUAAUCAUGUUCAGAAUAAACUAGAAAGUAAUACAGAUUGUAUUAAGCUACCACCUCCUUAUUACUAUUAUUAUUAUCAUCAUCACCAUCAAAAUCAAAAUUUAAAUCAGAAUCCUCCUGUUGUUGUUGUUGCCAAUGGUGAGGAACAAAUAUUCCCUUGUACAUUGAACAAUGAUAAUAAUAAUAAUGACAACUCACAGUUGAUUCAAACAAAUGCAGUGUCUAAUUUUGAAUUUAGGAAUAAUAAUAAUCAUAAUAACAAGACACAAGAUGAAGAUUUCUUUUGUCGAUUGUGUUCACUAGAAAAUUCACCACAGGCUGCAACAAAUUCGACAUUCAAUAAUUCAUCGGGUAUGAAUUCCUUUUGGGCGAAUUAUCGUCAAGUUUUAGAUAAUAAUAUACAACCAAGAUUUGAAAAUAAUAUUAGUAAUAAUUUCCAGCAACAACAACAACUGCAUUCCUCACCAUUAUUAAAUUUAUCGCGUUUUCGUCCACGUGAUCAAUGUGUCAAUGGCAUUGAACAUUUAAUACCAGAGAAAAGAAAGUUGAAUAAAAAACGUUUAGAUAUUAAUCCUCAUGAAAAUGGUAAGUUGAUGCCAUUGUCUACAACACUUUCAUCAUCAACAUCAACAUCCUCAAGAAAUUCAUCAAAGUCGAUGUCACUGUUUCAAAUUAGUCCUGCCCAGUUGAAUACUCUCCUUCCACCGAUAUCUUGUAAUGAAAUUUCUAGAAUUCUCCAUCGAUAUCAAUCAGCAAAUAUUGAAACGUUGUUUCAAACAAUACGUAUUGAUAACCUAUCGUCUGGGAAGUCUUCAUACCCAGAGUCAGUGACAUCAACGCGAGGUAAUCAAAUCGUCUUUCGACUUAGAGAACAGAAAAUAUGGUCAGAUAUCUGUGUGCAUAAUACUGAGAUGAUAGCUACAAACACAGGAAGACGAAUUUUCCCGUCUUUAUCAGUUGAUGUAUUUGGAUUGUCCCCAGCGGAAGAGUACAUCUUCCUGAUUGAUAUGCUUUUAAUUCAACCGCAUAUAUUUAAACAUCAAGGCGAUAGAUGGGUUGUCAGUUGUCAAUCAGAGGAAUUAAUAACUCAUUCACAAUCAUUACAAGGCAGAUAUUAUAUUCAAGAAGAAUCGCCUAAAACUGGUGCUUAUUGGAUGGAGUCUGGAGUAAACUUUACUCGGGUUAAGAUAACAAAUAGUAAAGAUUUGAAAUCACACAAAAAUAUGAUUCAAGUCCAUAGUAUGCAUUAUUAUAUUCCACGAAUAUCUGUUGUCCGCCUUAACCGUGUAAACGGUACCCACUCGAUGAAUUAUCCCAAUCAUAAUAAUAAUAAUCAUUCACAGUACAAUUCAUCGGUGGCGUGUCUUCCACAAUCUGACCAAUUGGAAUUAAUUGGUGCUUAUAUUAUACCUGGGACACAGUUCUACACAGUUACCGCUUAUCAAAAUCCUGAUGUUAUACGUAUAAAAAUUAAUAAUAAUCCAUUCGCUAAAGGAUUUCGUAAUCGACAAGAUCAAGAUGAACUGAAUGAUAUGGCAAUGCUGUCAGCUAUGAAUAUAAAAAGCAAGUACAUGAUGAUGAUGAUGACAACACAGCGAAAGAAGGAACAUUCACCUCCGCGAACACAAUAUCAUCAUCAUCAUCAUCGUUGUCAACAUCACUGUCAACACCAGUUCUUCCAUUGUCCUCCUCAUCAGCAAAUUUGA
Trichobilharzia szidati is the source of this 2604-nucleotide messenger RNA. NCBI's taxonomy places the organism in Eukaryota, Metazoa, Platyhelminthes, Trematoda, Strigeidida, Schistosomatidae. The record is from the annotation of a GenBank genome assembly.